AUGACAGCAACUCGAAAACUUGAAGAAGACAUGACCAGAACGAUUGGCCAUGUACAACCACCUGAUACACUUAAAACUCAAUGCGCGGAUAAUGCACUCCAAGAGGCUCACCGAAAAGUGGAUGCCCGUAUGCUAUACUGGUAUGCCUUCGUCUUCCUCGUCAUGCGCAUGAACGUCAACAACAUUUCAAACACAGCGAUUUUGAACAAGGAGGAAGGUACCGACAUAAGAAAGCAGCUUGGUAACCUUUCUUCAUCUCAAUGGGCAUGGGCUUUGAGCAUCUUCUGGUAUCCAUAUAUGCUGUUCGAGCCGGUUGCAACGUUGAUGUUGAAACGUUUCUCACCAAGCAUCUGGAUGAGCCGGAUCAUGUUCACUUGGGGUGUUGUAUCGAUGUGUCAGGCUGCGACGCACAACUGCUCCGGUAUACUGGCUUGUCGCUUCUUUCUGGGCAUGGCCGAGGCGGGCUUUUUCCCCGGCGUGUUGUACCAUCUCAGCUUUUGGUAUCCUGCACACCGACUGCCGUUGCGUGUUGCGUUUCUGUAUGCGUGUGGCAUGUUCGCGGGUACGGUCAGCGGGCUACUCGCGUAUGCGAUAAGCCACAUGAAUGGGGUUGGCGGACUUGCUGGUUGGCGAUGGCUUUUCAUCAUCGAGGGUAUAUUGCCCACAAUAUGUUCGGCAUAUACGUACUUCCGUUUACCAGGUUACCCGCAGACUGUCGAUUUCCUGAGCGAAGACGAGUGCGCAGCCAUCUUGGCUGAUCUACCACAGCAAGCACCCACUAUGCGCGCAAAAACGUUUGACACAGAUCAGGUCAAGUCUUUGUUCAAAAGCGCAACCUUCUUCCCGUUCCUCAUGAUCUGGACAACGCACGGUAUCGGUGGAUGGGGCAUAUCGUUCGUUCUUCCCACCGUCAUCUACGAGUUAGGCAUUUCCAACACAGCCGUGUCUCAGGUUCUGACUAUACCGCCUUUCGCACUUGUCUUCCUUAUACUGAUGAGUCUCGCAUACUUCAUCCAUCACGGGUAUCUCUCGCCUUGGGUUGCCGGUCUUGGAGUUGAGGGCAUACAGAUAAUAUGCUAUAUCCUGUUGAUCAACGUCAAACAACCAGUCGCGAAGUACAUCUUUGUCAUGAUAGCGACAGCAGCCUCUCAAUCUUUCUUCGCAAUUAUUUGGCCCGAGCGUAUACGUGUGGCAAAGGGUACCACGACAGCUGGACUGGCCAUUGGGAUGACGAAUGCAAGCGGACAGCUCAUGGGCAUUGUUGGGCCCCAGAUCUAUCAGCCGAAAUUUGGUCCAACAUAUCGAAUUAGCUACGCCUGUUCUAUCGCGUUGCUUGCAAUGUGUCUGGGGGCUGUUUUGAGCACUUGGCACUUUGUGCGGAAGGGAGACGCCAAAGGAAUGACAAUGCAGGAGACUGAAGAUGGGGUAUUGGUUGCGUAA
This is a messenger RNA of Alternaria postmessia, 1440 nucleotides long. RefSeq lists its product as uncharacterized. Gene Ontology annotation, molecular function: transmembrane transporter activity. The record is from RefSeq and is a predicted model, not a curated record. The coding region runs from base 1 to 1440 and encodes 479 amino acids. Lineage: Eukaryota; Fungi; Ascomycota; Dothideomycetes; Pleosporales; Pleosporaceae. Gene Ontology annotation, cellular component: membrane. Gene Ontology annotation, biological process: transmembrane transport. The transcript is spliced from 3 exons.